CGAUACGGAAACUUGUUUUCGUCUUGUCUAUCCAUCUUUCAUCUUAAACAUACUCAAUGUGGUAAAUUACAUUUCUUGUAACGAAUAAUUUUAUUUCUUUGGGGUAGAGUGAUCGAAAAAAGUCGUCCGAUAAUUAAUCGGGAUUGAAAAGAAGGAAGAAUCGUUCCUCUCCAAUCUCCCGCCCGAACAAAAGUUUCUUUUUCACUGGAUAUAAUAUUUCAUAAGUAUCUUAGAAAAUCAUCCUCAUUAUUUUAUGAUUACGUCCGUAAUGGAUAAUCGCGGUAGCAAAAGCGCGAUAGAAUCAACAGAAAGUGUCUGCUGGCCGUGUAGCGUGUGUAUGGCACGCGUAAUUUCACUUGUGUCAUAGUUCCUCUACAACCCUUCCUCCACCAGAGGAGGGGUGUUGGUAUCACGCGAGAGAACGGAGGACAAUUCGCUGUUUCUUCGCCGUGUCUUCUGAAAGAAGAGAACUCGUGAAAAGAACUCGCAAUCGCAUGUGUGAAGCGGAGUUUGUUGUCCUGCGAGGUGGUAGAUAGACCAACACACUACUGUUCCACUGGCGAAAGUGGGCUCGUCUUCCGGAUCAACGUCUCCUCGAUAAAUCGUAUAAGUCACUCGUCCGUUGCGCUUCCGUCUUUGCUGGUGAUGCGCAACGCACUCGAGUAAUCAAGUGCAUUAACACUACCUUGUCUUUGACGUUAAACUGUCGUAUUAUAUUUUGAAAUUAGAUUAUUCGUGCAGCAAUUAUUCAAACUUGAUCGAUCAACCUCUCAGAAUGAAUUUAUUAAGGAAAGGAUAAUAACAACAUAAAUAUUAAACAGAGAAAUAUCGUAUAUGGCCAUUGUAUAUCCGUAUCUUUUCGAAUCACCGUUUAAGAGAUUAAAGCGAUACGUCUCCAUUUCCAAUAAGAAUCACCAUUACUUUUCCUCUGUUAAUUGCAUAAAAUUUAAGACCUUAUCAUUAACUUAUCGUAAUUAUCUGAAUCUUAAUUUUAAAUCUAUUCGAAGAAUUGUUUGUAACGAAAUUUCUACUAUAAAUUCAAUAUUAUUUCUUUUCACCUACUAGACGUAUCAUUAACUUGCGAAAAUGUAAAUCUACGAAAUCUGCGACGAUUGCGAACGAUAAACAUCCGAAGGAGCAAUCUCUAACAUCGUGGAGACCUGGAGAUAUCUCUUCCAAAGGUAUUUCUCUCUCUCUCUCCCCUUCUCAACUAUUUAUUAUUAUCGACGAAAUAAGAAACGUUUCUCCUAGGCUAUAGAUAAUCAUGGCGCAUUUAUUAUUUCGACAUUCUCUCCUCUUCUCGUGCGACAAUUUCGCGGAAAAUUACACGGCAAGCACGAAUAAAAUUCCGGGUUGAUAGUUGGCCGAUGGUUGCAACGACACGAUUCUUGCUUAAAUCGUCGUCGUAUUGGAUUGCGACGAAAACGCACCGUUCCGAGGGGAGAUCGUGUCGAUCCGCCACGGAAGAUUCGCAGCUCGUUCCUCGACGUGACUCAAUAUCGUUUGCCGUGGUCGCCGCUCGCCGCUUUCUAACAUCUCUUGCCACGGGGGGGACCCGGCUAAUCAGAUUCGUUCUUAAGAUAUCUGACGAUCUUCCUCGCCGGCAAAGGCGUCGGUGACUGGCCCGAAAUGACCUUUCCUCCUCGGUUCGGAUCUUAAACGCGGCCGGUGGAUUCAAGCGUGUGCCUCGAGGGUCAACCGAUAAACCGGUGUUGCUGCGACGGUAAGAGAUGUAUGGUACCACUUCCGCUUCUCUCCCGAGAGGUACGACCGAAAGUCUCCUCGUACGUGUCGGACAUACGUAUAUUCGUGAACAGGAUGUUUCAUAAGAUGCCGCUCUAUAACGAUCUCAAGCGUUCAGGUAUUUCCUGAACCGAAAACACGCGUCCCCGCGUUCUCAUAAUGCGGAUAAACGUACGAGGAUGGCUCGAGGAAAGGAGAUUUUUCAUUUUUUUUUUUCCUUCUAAUAACAUCGUGCAACAUCAACGUUGAUUUAUUAUAUACAAACGUUUCGCAAAUAUUUUCCCAAGAUCUUCGAAGAUUAUUUUUUAGCGAGGCAAUGGAUUCGAAUAAAAGAUAAUUAACGAAAGGAGGAUUAUGGAUUAUGGAUAUUUUUGAGAAUCUUGCUCGAAGUUCGAUUUCGUAUAUAUAUAUAUAUGUGUAAGAAAGACAAGUCAAUGAACUAUAAUUGGUGGGAAAUUUGUCACAGAAUUAGAUGAGGAUUGACGUAGUGUGAAACAUUAAUUUCGAGAAAGUGGAGCGAAGACAAAAGGUGGAUAAUUUCGGUCGAUUACUUCACCUCUGCGUUUCCUCUGCGUUUACAUCUUCUGCAAAUAUUUUUUUAUUUACAUUCGCAAAAUCUCGAGCGAUGGUCGAAAUAUCUUCUCGUAUUAUCGGGAUGAAAGAGGAGGAUGAGAGAAGGCACGAAAACAAAUAGCUUGGUAUGAAAGGAUUAUAACACCAAAACUCAGUCACGAAAGAAACAACCGGUUACAAGAACUCUCCCAUAAUGAAUACAAUGCUUUACGUAAGGUGGUACGCACACAUGGGAAAAAAACUUCAAAAAAACACGACGUUUUCCUUGAUAAGGUCGGUAAGAACAAGAUAUCAAAUUCUUUUAAUAAUAAAUAGAAAACAAUGAGAUGUAAUCGCUUCAUCUUUGAAAAAAUUCCAAUUUGUUUCAUAAGAAAUGCAGAUUUCCUUUUUUUAAAUUAACGACUAUAUCGACACAAAGAAGAAAUACGAGAGAAACAAAAUUAACGGUUACUUUUAUCUUCCGGAAUCCUAAAUGGAAAGGAAAAUUUCUUCUUUUACACUAUAACAAAAUGCUUCGAAAAAUGUUACGGCUGAUUCAUGUAAUUAUCUUCGCCAUUAUUCGCCUCAACGAAGCUGAACGAAUGACAGAGAGGAGAAAGAUCUCAUUGCCUGUUUCAAUUUUACAAAUAGUCUAAACAAUGAACGCAAAAGACAUUUUCUAUCGCGAUAAAAUAGUCGAUAGAAAUCUGUCUUUUCUUAACCGAUAGAAGGAAAUAUUUUUCUCCAAAAUUCUUUCAAUUUUAAUAAUAAUUUCAAAUUUGAAAAAAUCAUUUUAACCCGAUCGUUAAUCAAAACGAUCUAAACGUAAUUAGUUAACGAUUUAUAUCAGUUUCUUACAAGUCUUUGAAUAAUUUCCUCGAUAAGAUGAUGAUAUGUAAUCAGUUAAUCAAGAUAAUUACUCGUGCAACAUUUUUUAUUAUGCAAAAUUAAUAAAAUUAGAUACAGAUUAGAAACUUUAUGAAACAAGUAUAAUAUUUAAUACAAAUAAGGAAUAUAGGAGAAAAAAGUAAAAGAAAUAAAAAAAAUCGAUAUUUUCAUUCAGUUUUUUUUACAAUUUCACAAUUCGCUACUUGACUUUGUAUAAUUAUUUCACAUACAAAUUUACGAAUAUACGUAAAAACGAAAAAUAUAUUCGUUCAAUUCUCGUCUCUUUGACCAGCUUACGAUCUAUCUCUCGACUUUCUCGAUUCAACUUCGUUAAGAAAAGUAAUCUGUUUCACGCAACACGCAGCCUGUGUUUGCGAUAAUAUCUGGCGACUCGAUUCGUUCAUUCGAUUGUUACCUUAACGCGAUGCUCUCCCGUAUCGCCUCGUUAGAUUUCGAGCGUGCAAAGGUGAACAAAAUAACCGGAAAGGAACGUGUGACUCAAUGAAAGGAACCGUUGCUCCCCAUUGUUCAAUCACGAUUACAAAUCCGAUAAUAACACUGUAAUAAUAUUAAUAUUAUCGAUAUCCUAUCUAUAUUUAACCCGCCUUUCUUUUAAUUAAUCGAAAAGUGCAAAGAGUUUUUUUUCUUUUUCUAAAAUAUCCAUUCGAAUUUACAAUAUAUAUAAAUCCGAAACAUCGAUGCAUAAUUGUCGAAGAAGGAACGCGAUUUACGAAUGUGAAAAAAUAAACGUGGAAGAAACGAGAGAUGCGUAGUGAUAGAAAUCAACGAAUCGAGACGAGGAUUUCCAUUGAUUCUUCGUGAUAAUUUUGUUCGUGGAAUCUGGGUGACUUUCGCGCGUAUCCUCUCCUCGGUUACUAAGGACGAUACCACCGAACGGUCGGUGUCGUUCGAGAAACUAGAAGGUUACCAGUUACUCCUGAAAUAAUUGCCUCCUUUGAAUUAGCAUUACAAAAGAGGAAGGCGGUACGUAUGCGAGUACGCGCUCGUUAAGACGCCAAGUUUUAUUUCGCUAUCUGCCGGCUAUUGUUUCAACAUCGCGCUAUCCGCCCGGGCCCUGUGUCCGUAAGCUUCCCUUCUCCAGCCAGCGAUGCCUUUGGGACCGAUUGCUGGAAAUUUGAAAUAAUAUCCCUUAUUAUCAAUCAAAUUUAUAUCCAUCAAAUCUUUCAAGACCAAGUUUAUCGUAAUGAUUGCAAGGGAUUACACGCGAGGGAUACAUCUAUAUUUAAAAUAGAAAGAGAAUUUUUUAAAAGAACGAUCUAAUGAACGUAUUAAUAAAUGCUUCCAAUUUUAUUAAACACAAUUUCGCGAAACAAAUUACACGUACAAAUUAAAUCCCUUUGCGUGAUAGCGAAAAAAGAAAAGAAAAAUUUAACGACUUCCAGGUAGCGAGAAAAGAAUGGCACUAAUUGAAAUCGAACCCUUGGAAGUUUGUUAGACGCAUACAUAUGUAUAUGUCGUGCGAACGGAUCGUUACUCGAAAAAAAAAAAAAGAAAAAAAUCUCUCCGGUUCUCGCGCAGGUAUUGUGUAGCUGAUAUCGUCGGGAAGAAACCAAGUUCCAUUAAAAAAAUCGUGAUCGUUGCUCGACAACGUAGCCGUCCUGGUCGUGUACCCCUUGCUGAUCGUCCAACGAUCUAUAUCAAUCAACGGAAAUAAGACAAUAAUCCAGAAGGAUCGAGUAUAGACGAGUAAAAUGACAACGAGAGGUUCGUAUCGGUCGCAGACUUCUGAGAGAGAGAGAGAGUGAAAGUACGUCAUUAUAAUACUCAUCGCGGUUUGCCCAAAGGAUUAGCCAUAAAUUGCGCGUCGCAUCAAAUGCCAACAGGCAACUUAAUGACUACCGUAAUCAUUUUGAAAGUCCGGUGAAUCGGUGAACCGUGAGAAUGAACAAGAUAUUCUCUACUCGUCUUCAGGGUUGCGUCACACGUCACGAAGAAAAAAAAGAAGAAAAAGAAGAAAGAGAAAAAGAAAAGGAAGAUAGGAACGAGACGAACACGAUACGGCUAUUUGUUUCUUCCGACAACGAGGUUGACUCGCUUUCAUGUUGUCGAUUGUUGAAUGUCACUGAGCCACGGACAUCAGGCCGAUCGUUUAUACUCAUCACGGAUUACUGUACUAUAAUGGAAACCCCAUUACCACGGCCAGGGAUUUGAUUAGGAUAAUCGAUUUCACGGAAUCAUGCACAAAAAUUUAUCCAGAAUGGCAUGCCUUGAAAUAAUCAUAUUUUUAUGUUCAAUGAUCACUUUUACGGUCAGCAAUUGCGAAACAGAGUCAGAAAAUAGUAACAAGAAGGUAAAUUUGUUCAAGUUCCCGUCAGAGUUGGAUUUAUCAAGCCUAAAAACAUCGUUAGAAAACGAAGAAUCGUUGAGAAAAAUAGUGAAAAGACUGGCACCGGAGAAGAAUGGCGAGUACCAAAUUUAUCAAGUCUUCUUCGGAAAUGUGGAUCUUCUCAAGGAAUGGCUCAAAGGAGCGGGCGUGACAGGACAGCCCGGAGUAGACUUUCCAGCACUCACGACAAUUCCAGCCACUUCGUUCAGCUGUCGCGGCCUGAAAGGUGGUUACUACGCGGACUUGGAGACAAAUUGUCAAGUAUUCCACAUCUGCGACAAUGGCCGGAAGAUAUCGUUCCUCUGUCCCAACGGUACCAUCUUUCAGCAAUCGCAGUUGAUUUGCGAUUGGUGGUUCAAGGUGGACUGUAGCAAAUCCACCGAGCUGUACGAGCAAAGCAGCGAGCAGCUAUUCGAGGAGGAAAGAAGACGAGCCGAGACGAGCCGAAAGAAAUCGAAAUUCGACUAUCAACAAUCGAUCGAGCAGCAAGAUCGCGGCCAACAAGACGAUUACUACGACGUUCAAAAUCUUAGUUACGACGGGAAACAGAAUGGAAGGAUCAAACCUUACGAGGAGCCUCCCCAAGAUAACCAGCUGCAAUCGAACAGAGAGAGGAUCAAAUCCUCCCGUCAUUUUGACUCCGGCAAUAAUUUCAGUCGGGAAUCGAACGCGCAAAGAGAUAACGAUCAAUUGUUCGGUGUUAAUGGGUUUCAAUCAUCGAAUCAACCGCCCAACUUGAAGCAACAAUUCGAUCAAUUUACAAGGAAUACCGAGGAAGGGAACGUGAAUAGGUAUUCGAGCACGAAUCAAGAUUAUUACACAGCCUCGAAAAAGACUCAGAAUUACUACGUGACCAAUAGAAACUCGAAUGCCCAACGGGACGAUAAAGGAUCAACUCUGAAGAGAUUGAAGUUCAAAGGUUUGUCCGGUAGAAAUAAUUCAACCUCUACUACCGCUUCCCAAAGAGUGACUCCGGCUUAUACCGAGUCGACCACGUUCAGAGGAGGCAAUACCAGCCCUGUGAAAGAAUCCCAGCAAUUUGCGGAAAGCGCGGCUUUCGUUGGAAAUCGUGGGAAUCGAUUCAACGAGAACACUGGAAACACGCAUCACUAUUACUACCAAUUGUAUAUCAAUCGAGGGGAUUCUACCACGAGAAAUCCUAAUUACGACCCGACCACUUCGACCAUCCGGGAUAACGAAAACGACGUGUCCACGAGGAGAAACGAUUACUCGCACUCCUAUUACGAGACGACCACGCAAUACCCGACACCCACAGCGACCACUACCCCCUACAACGACGAGAUCGCCACGGAAAGUAGCCUCUCGACAAACUCGUUUGCCAAUUUCGAUACCCGACCAACCGAAUCCCUUCGAUUCGCCAAUACCAACUACGAGUAUCGCGGACACCAGAAGGUUAGAGGCAGCAACGUUCGAAGCAGCUUCGUCGAUAAAAAUCACCACAAUAUUAACGAUAACAGGGAAUCUAACAGAGUGGCUAACGUAGGAACGAUUCCUCCAACCGCUCGUUCCUACGUGGCCACGGAUGCGUAUCGUCAAAACACCGUGACACCGAGCUCCCCGCAACAGAGGUAUACGACUACCGGUCAUUACCAGUCGCCUACGUCGACCGCGUCCUUUCGCAGCAAUAAUUUCGCUCGUGGCACGGAGAGGCCGGUGAACACGAUCGAUAGUCGGUCCAAUGGAUUGAACGGCGAUACGAAACCGAGCGGGAAGAACCCUUCCACGGUUUCGCCAGGUUAUCGACAAAACUUCAUCAGCACCAGCACCGAGAAACCGUACAAGACCACCGCGAUUUAUCAAGAAAAUACGGAGAAAGAUCUGAGCCCUUACGAUAGAAGUUUCACGUACAAACAGGGCAAAGUGAUGUCCACUCUGGGUCCUUACGUCCCGUUCACCAGGAAUUACGCCUACACUUGGGCAACCAGCACUUCGAGACCCACCCUCUACACUCCCACGGUGCCUACUUACACCACGGCUUACCCAUCGCCGAAAGCUUCCACGCCGAAAUCGAAACAUCCUACAUCGACGAGUGGAAGCAAGACGAACGGGUCGCGAUCCUCCGAGAGGGAGCACGUGUUAAGCAUGCUCCAUUCCCUGAAGAAUCUGGAGCACAGCGUGCCCGGCCUGUCCGACGCGUUCAAAGGUGGCGAGAGAGCGACCAAUGUUUCCGUUCCCCCCGACCCAUCCACCUUACACUCUCUGGCGCUCUAUUUUUCCACGGCUACCGAGAACUUUAACUCCAACGAGACUACGGACUCGUCCGUGAACGUAGCAUCCGUCGAUACACUUUCGAAAAAAAGCAAUGGAACGGUGCAAGUGCCGACCAGCCUUCUGACCCGACACACCAUCGAUUCGUACACGGAACUGUUCAAAUUGAACGACGCUGUGGAGAUAGAUAACGCGACGAGCACGGAAGAUCGUCUGGAUAACGCGAACAGUUACGGAGAGGACGACGAUCUGGAGCUUCAACAAAGCGGAGGAUCACUGGACGACCUUCGAAAGUCGAACGGUACCAGACUUCGAGAACUGGCACAAGUGUUCACCCAUGCUUUGUCCGCGUAUUUAUUGGAUCCAGACACGUUCAAGAAGGUAUUGACCGAGAUCAGACCCACCGAACCGUCUCGAACUACUUUGGAAACCGAUCUAUGGGCUACCACCACCACUCCUUAUCCUGCCCAGCAGGAGGACGAAGAUGACGAUUCAUUGGGCGGGGAAAAGGACGAGGUUCUAGACUUCUCCGACGACAGCAACGAUGUCAGGCAGAAAUUGACCACCACUUAUCCCACUACUUUCGAAUUACCAAGCACUACGGCGGUACAAGAAAAUAUUUACGAGGCCUUGAGCACGUUGCCAAGUACCUAUUACACUACACCCAGAACAUCUGGCCAAGAUUUCUUCGAAUACAGUACGAACUUGGUAUCGUUGAAUCCCGUCUCUAGUAACUAUUUCGAGAGUUCCAUGCCACCGACAGAGAGCACAGAGUUUACGGCAGAGGCGAACAGCACGCCGUACACGAGCGGAUCUUAUUACAAUCGGAAUAACGAGAUAGAGAAAGAAAGCGUCGAGUCAACGGAGGGCCGUCUCCCCUCUUCCGACGAGAAUCAAAAUCGAGUCGGGGGUUUCCAAAACAACAGCGUCACGACAACCGCGACCGAACCGUACACGGACAAAAUAUCGUUCCUCACCACUCCCGUGAGCGAUAAUUACGUCGUCUCACCGACGCCCUUACCGCCAUCGAUGUUCGUGCACAUGGUCACCUACAAUUGGAACAAGAAAUCGACCAGCAAAAAGCCCGAGCAACAGCUGAGUCCUCCGUUGUUCGACGCUCAUUCCCAAGCGAUUCGAAAGGGGAACGACAAGAUUGCCGCGUCCCUGAGGCCCGAGAAUUAUCCCAGCACACAGACGUCGGCGCACAACGUACGCGCGACGACCUUCGCCUCGACCAAGAAUUACGAGACGUCGACCGAGCAACCUUUCAAAAUUCCUCGAGAAAAGUCGUUGUUGACCGAGGCAAAAGUUGGAAUUUCCCUGCCUACGUCGCGAAACAGUUACACGAAAUUCAGGAAUCUUUACAAUCGCGUGGACGAGCACAAUAUCGAGACAACCGAGAGAGCGACGCCUGCGACGACCCUUCUAACCGAAUUCCCUGUAACAACAACCGUAUCCAGCGUCGAGACUACGACGUCUUACGCGAACGACUCUAACGACCCGUUCGAAUCCACGAGUCGCAAGAAGGAAGAACCCAAAGUAUUGGACAACGAUCAUUGGACCUCGUCGCCGGCUGUCACCCAUCUGUGGGAGACCUCCGUGUUCGUCGAUCCUCAAAGGAUCAACUACGAUUUGGAGUCGGAUCUCGAAUCGACGGUGACAACGGGAACGCAGUUCACCGUCACGGACAGUCGGGAGAGGAUAGAAUACGGGAACACGCCUUCCUUCGAUGACGACAUGUCGAUCGGUUCGGAGGAGUCGUCGUCCACGGACGAGGAUACGUCGCUUUCCGUGCAAAGAUCGUCCAGGGACGAGGACUCGCCGACGAGCUUCUCCCUGCUUCCAACUUCGUUCACGAACACCGUGACGCCAAAGCCACUGAUCACCACACGAUCCAGCAUCACUACCACGAUAACGUCCUCCGUCACGUCCACGAAAUCGUUGGCUGGCCAACAGGGCUUGGUGACUUUGCUUCCUUACACGGCCGCCGCGAGCAAGUCGAACGGGACGGAGAACGAAAUUGCGGAGAAAUUGUUCGGCAAAUUAAACGCUUCGAGCACCGAUACGUUGAUGAGAGUGAUGAAACAGGCGGAUAAUAACGAGACCGUUCGACAACUCGUCCUCCUUUUGAUACGGCAUUGCAACGAUCCGGCAACGAACAACACGUUGCAACGGGAGAAGGAGGAGUUGUUGAACGCGCUGCUCAGGUUGCCCGUGAACGAAUUCUCGUCCGAGGAGUCGAAGAACGUGGUGGCCGAGAUUAAUCAGCUCAAUCUGCCCGCCGUUAAGUCGGUUAAUUACGCGAGAAGCGGUUCGACCGCGCCGCCGUUGAUUACCGAGCCGCCUGUGACCACGUUCAGGAGUAAGAAGAGCCGUAAAUUUCGCUCGACCACGGAAAAUUCGGCGAAUAUAGCGAGACGAUCGGAGAAGGUAUCGGACGAGAAUAAUUCCCUGCAGGAGGACGAGAGUUUCGCGUCUGACAACAGGGCGCUUGAACUUCUCAGAUCGUUGUACACUAUAGCCACUAAAUGGGGGUGAAAUUGUAAGAUACAAUUGUGGCGAGGGUCGUUUUAGCGUGGACAGGCUUCGAAGAAGAUAAAUUCAUUCGUGUCUUUUUUUUUUUUUUAAAUUAUUCUUGUUGCUAUAUCGUAUUGGUUCGUUUGGAAUCGAUCGAUCGUUCAAAAAUAUAUUUGUCCUGAUGAUAAUUUUGAACGGUUGGUCAAUUUUGAACGGACUAUAGAUGCAUUAGAUAAUCUGAAUUGAUCGAUCUUCUUUUUCUUCUUAAUCUUGUAUUUUGGAUUAUUUUUGCUCCAUCAAUUUUCUCGGUUCGAUUAAAGGAAAUUAAAUUUCAAUUACGAAAUUGGAAGAUUUUUACGGGUGAUGGGAAUACAAUACGUAUUUAAUUAUUAUACGAUGGAAAUAUCUCUUCUUUAAAUUUUAUAUACGCACGGAAUAUUUUCAAAGAAUAAAAGAUAAGAAGUUACGAUUAGUUGAUGAACGACGAAACGACUCCCGAUUAAUUUCGCUUGAAUCGUGCGUCACGGAGAGACCGUGGGAAUAAUGAAAUUCUUUGGAACUCGUUCGUUAGACUGUAAAUUAAUUAUAUAUCUACUAAUUGCACCUGAUCGUUAACAGUAUUACAUCGCAUAUCGCGUACACUUGUAUCAUAAUCGUUGUACACCCUUUGUUGAAUAAAUAAGGAUUUCGAUGUUCUAUGAUAAAUUCGACGACUUACCCUCCACGCGAGACAUGGAUAUAUCCACUUAUAUUUAUAUGCGUUGAUAUGGUUUUUGUGGUUUACAAAAUUUUAAUCAUUAUGAGGAAAACGUAGAUUACUUGGAAUCGCUUUAAACCUUGGUGCUGGUAUGUUUUUUUUGCAUCUUAUCUUAAAAAGUAACAACUUCGAAGAUACGAGGCCCUUGUUAAAUGUAAAUGAAUGAAUCGUUUGCAAAAUCUUUUUUUUUUUUAUUUCAGUUUAACAAUUUUUUUUUCGUUUUAUCCAUUUUCUAAAAUAAAAUAACACGAUCGAUUCGUAAUAACAUUGAACAACGAUGUCUAUCUCUUUAUUUCGAGAUCUAUUAUUUUUUAAUUGUACUUCGUUUUUAAUGAGUAUUCAAAUCGAUGCUUAUCACACAUUACCGGUCAAUACUCGAGUUGGCAAAAUAGAUAUUAUCAGACAUUAUGUAAAAUACUAUUUGUACAGAAUGUGAAUAAAUAAAAGAGGGUUUUGUUAAUGUUUA
Molecule: messenger RNA, 11499 nt
Organism: Apis cerana (Asiatic honeybee)
Lineage: Eukaryota; Metazoa; Arthropoda; Insecta; Hymenoptera; Apidae
Gene: thw
Product: chitin-binding domain protein thawb
Cellular component (GO): extracellular region
Molecular function (GO): chitin binding
Source: RefSeq, a predicted model, not a curated record